Staurois parvus is the source of this 468-nucleotide messenger RNA. Lineage: Eukaryota; Metazoa; Chordata; Amphibia; Anura; Ranidae. The record is from the annotation of a GenBank genome assembly.
GCCAUCUCCUGCACUGUGUCCGCAGUCUCUGGCCAUCUCCUGCACUGUGUCCGCAGUCUCUGGUCAUCUCCUGCACUGUGUCCGCAGUCUCUGGUCAUCUCCUGCACUGUGUCCGCAGUCUCUGGUCAUCUCCUGCACUGUGUCCGCAGUCUCUGGUCAUCUCCUGCACUGUGUCCGCAGUCUCUGGUCAUCUCCUGCACUGUGUCCGCAGUCACUCUCUGGUCAUCUCCUGCACUGUGUCCGCAGUCUCUGGUCAUCUCCUGCACUGUGUCCGCAGUCUCUGGUCAUCUCCUGCACUGUGUCCGCAGUCUCUGGUCAUCUCCUGUAGUAUGUCUGCAGUCUCUGGUCAUCUCCUGUAGUAUGUCCGCAGUCUCUGGUCAUCUCCAGUACUGUGUCCGCAGUCUCUGGUCAUCCCCUGUACUGUGUCCGCAGUCUCUGGUCAUCCCCUACUGUCCGCAGUCAUCUGUG